Anneissia japonica is the source of this 2822-nucleotide messenger RNA. RefSeq names its product E3 ubiquitin-protein ligase DCST1-like. The coding region runs from base 1 to 1821 and encodes 606 amino acids. The record is from RefSeq and is a predicted model, not a curated record. The transcript has 14 exons. Gene Ontology annotation, cellular component: membrane. NCBI's taxonomy places the organism in Eukaryota, Metazoa, Echinodermata, Crinoidea, Comatulida, Comatulidae.
AUGAAAUGCUUGACUACAUGUUGCGAUAGUCUUAAAGCGUUUCUCAAGUCAUGUUUGCAAUGUUCUCCUUGUUUGUAUCGAUUCUGUCGCAGCAGUGAGAAGGAGUACCGUUACAUCAAGGGCCUCUUUGGUAUAAUUUUCGGGGCUAGUGUUGGAACAGCUCUUUAUUAUGGCAUUCUUGUUGAGAUCGAGCACAUUCCGAAGGCUUAUCAAUACCAUGUACGGGGAGUGGUGGUAGCGGCUUUCGCACUAGCGUGUGCGUUUUCAGCUUCAGUUCGGUGUAUUUUUGUCCUUGUAAUUCCGAACUUUUUUGGAAAGAACGGUAGGAAUACAGUGACAACAUUCGCGAUCAUGUACCUGAUGACUGGUCCAGCAGCAAAUAUUAUGUCUAACGCUGAAGAGUCUGCACGUGCUAUAUCCUGCACUGCUUCGCUAAGUUUUAAUCACAGCAGGGAGAUGUUUCAACUGAUGCACAAGCCUCUUGUUGGUGCAUUCCGCGAAAUGGAAAGAAAUAAUCAUGAGGUAGAAGGCAUUACGCGCUCUCUGAGGACCAAUUUUAAUCAUCUUGGAAGGGAAGUUAGACCGAAAAAUCUACCACCUCUGCCAAAAACGAAGAAGCCGAGAAACAAAAAGGUAUACACACCAAGGGCUAGAAAAAUUCAAGUCGACUUUGAAAGACGUGUUCGUGGAAAGUGUGACGGCUACAAGUCUUCUUGUUCAAAAUUUAGUCCAAAUAUUGACCCAGAACUGGGUCAGACCUACGUCAACAUUGAGAAUUUGAUUGAUCAAUUCGACCGCAAUUAUAAAAUCGAAACUAAAUGGCAGAUGAUGACAUUUCCCUUGGAUGUUACAUCGGCCGAGAAUAUCCAGAAAGCUGUACUCAAGGAAUUUAACAGGAAAAAGGUGUUUUUUAUGGCGUUUUUCUUCAUCGCUCAAGUCAUGUUCUCCUUUACCUUCGUGCUAGUGUUUGUAUCUGCAUUCCAGUAUAAUAGAAAGUAUUUGUCGGAUUUCAAUUUUGACAACUCUUACCUUACGUCAUACUUUCGUCGUAUAGAUGAUAGGCGAAAAAAGCAGGGGAAGAAGACAUUGUUACCGCUGAUGAAAUCAGAGAAGAAGGAAUACAUUGAGCCUUUCCAGUUUAAAAUGAGAAAAGAUGAAAAAUCUAAAUGCAUAAAAACAGGACUUCGACUGAUAGUUCAACUUUUAGGAACCAUUGCCAUCGUUUGUUUCGACAAGCUUCUUUAUGAGAUGCUGGACAUAAUUCGCAGGCACAGCAAACUUGAUGUCGUCAUCAAAGAGUGUCUGCCUGUUCCCACUAAGUCAGAUCCGACGAUUGUUCGAAAUAUAUUUUUAAUAUGGGCAUGCGUGUUCACAAUGGUGUACUUUGAAGCGUUCACGCUUAGACUGCGCCGCACUAUAUGCGCAUUCUUUCAUCGCAAGCGAGAGAAAAAGCGUGUUCUGUUCAUGUACAAUGAUUGUUUGAAAAAAAGAAAAGGAUUCUUAAAGUAUAUGCGUCAACGAGUUAAGAGACAAGCUAGAGAAGACAAACUGUCGAGGGAAACCGGUAUUCUGACCGUCCUGCGGCGCCGCUUCCCACGAUUCUGUGGCUGUUUGAAGUGGUGCAAACUUGGCCGCCAAUCGUGCUUAAUUUGCAGUGAACUCGAGACAAAGAAAUUUCACCAUUGCACCGGGCCUGGCUGCUACUUCUCUUACUGUGCGGACUGUUGGAAAGAUGUUAAUAGACGGUGCUAUGCUUGCUACACCGGAAAAGAUGACUUAGACGAAGAUAGCUCAGGCACAGAUGUUGACGAACUUUUUUGAAAAGUAGGCCUACAUAAAUGUAUAUGGACGGUAGAGCGGAUGGAGUAGUCGUUAUUUUCGAAUCGAGUACUGAAGUUGACAAACUUGAAAGUAAAAGCAUGAAGGAGUAAAAUACGGUGGUCCUUCUAUUUAACUUCACAGUGGCAUAGCAUAUGCAGCAACCGUCGGCAAACAAAUGUAACUCCACUCCCUGUGAGCGUUCGACAACGCGACAUUAGGUAGUUUUCGUCGCACGACGUUAACCUUAACGCAAGAUGAAUAAAUUAUGACGUUAUCCGUUAACGGUAAUUAACGUCGUCGUGCGGCGAAAACUACCUACUGUCUACUGCUUGUCGGUGGCAGUCUCAAAGGAACGUCAUCAUAAACUAUCAGUUGCGCGCGCGUUGUGCCGGCGUUACGUUCUUCAGGAUCGCAAUGAUUGCCCGGCUUCAGAAAAAUCGGUAUGUUUAGACAUCGGGUAACAGUGUAAAAUGUAAUUUGCAUAAUUUUAUUUGUUUUCGUUUCGCAAAGGAUAUUUUUACAUAGGCUAACGUCGAAUAACAGUAUAAAAUAUAACUUGCAUAGUUUUAUUUGUUUUCGUUUAAAAAAUAAUAUUUUUUUAAUUUGCUUAAUCCGAGCAUGUGAUGUACUGUCAAAGCGAGAACAAAAUUAAUGAUGGGUGUAUUGCUAUACACCUCAUGUUUUAAAGAAGCAAGUCUAGCACUGAUUAUGAUGCUAAAUACCGCCAUAUUUUUCUUCUGUGGUUAACAUUCAAACAAGAUAUAAUUAUAAAUGUAACUUAUAAUACAUACUGUAGGGCAUAACCGUUGUAGUUACCAAAAUAUAUUUCAAUUUAAUAAAAUUCAAUUAAAAAAAUAUGACUGAUAUUAUGUUUUCAAAUGACGGCGCAAAAUGAUCGAACAGAAAGAAAUCAGGACGUUGUGACAUUUACAAAUCAUACCUUUAUUUACAAUGAUACCUUAAAAGAGAACUAGCAAAAUGAUUUUUUGUUCUAGAUUGGA